Molecule: messenger RNA, 558 nt
Organism: Tetrapisispora phaffii CBS 4417
Lineage: Eukaryota; Fungi; Ascomycota; Saccharomycetes; Saccharomycetales; Saccharomycetaceae
Gene: SND2
Product: Snd2p
Exons: 1
Coding region: 1-558 (185 amino acids)
Biological process (GO): vacuolar protein processing
Cellular component (GO): intracellular membrane-bounded organelle
Source: RefSeq, a predicted model, not a curated record
AUGGCUGGAAACGCUACUAAGAAACAGGCUAAUGCUAACAAUGAGAGUUUGAACACUCUCUAUAAGCUGUCUAUCCCGAUUGUUCUGCUCUCCUACUUGCGUGUCGCUUCCGUUUCUCAACUCGUGAAGAACACAGUCUUCAACGUACCCCUCAUGGCGUGUCUAUAUGUUUUCGAAAAAAAUGCAAGACCAACCUAUCGAACUGAACAAGUCACUGGCGGUGCACAGAGGAAAAGACUGGUCCACGAAGGUUCGCUCGAUUUGAACCAGCAAGGUGGACUCACGGAAUACAUGUUCGACAUGAUUUAUUUGUCCCUGGCUGGGAAUCUGGGAAAGUUUCUGCUCAACACAAAUAAAGUCUGGUACGUAGUCUAUGUUGUCAUCCCUCUCUAUGUAUUGUACAAGAUCAAUGGAUUGAAAAACCAAUUCUUUGGUUCAAAAGAUUCGAAACAAGCUGGGCCCGAUGGCGGGAUUUCAAAAGAGUCUGCCCCAUCCAAAUCAAAGAGACAGACUAAACGUGAACAGAGAGGCGAUAAGGCCCAAGUUAGAUACAGGUAG